CCGUGUCUUCGAUCCCCGUCUCCUUUUGCUCUGAUUCCAGACAGGCGGAGGCUGCAGGACAUCAGAAAGAUCUCGAGGUCUUUGUCUUGCUGCGGGUGGCAUUCCUUUUGAUCCAAUUCAAUACCCGUUGCACUCCAGCCGCUUUUUCCGCUGUGUUUUUUUUUUCCUGCUUUUCUUCUGGGUUAUUUUUUUUUCUUAUAUUCUCCGAUUCUUGAUAAUAUUUUAACCUUUCUUUAUCCUUAAUUCCUAAAAUCAACGGCCAGAAAAUCAUGUUGCGAGCAGCGACUCGCCAGAAAGAUGCAUUGCAUCGCCUGCGACGGUCAAGUGAGCGGCUGGCCCUUCCAUGGCUUUGUCCGGCGGUGCUACGACUUCAAUCCCAAUCGUCCGCAUCGGCCUCACUAGCCACCUCGUCGUCGACAACUACGAAAGAACGAUCACGUCGACCAUCCUUCCAAUCGAGACGAAGUCUUGCCACAGCCGCAGACCCUUCGACCGUCGAACAAAGCAGGUACAAUCCAUUCGAGAGCAGCCAGUACUCUGUGGGAGGCAGUUCGGAAGGUUCAAAUCAUUGGGUUCCGCCGGCGUUUGUUGCUCCAGGGGAAUUCGAUGCGUCUUCUAUCGUCAUUGUGGAGGAUCUGCUGCAGACGCAGCCCAGGGUCCUCAGGAAAAUAAAGGGUAUCGGUGGUGAUGCGGAGGAGAUGAUGGCAAAUCUCGACGUCUCCUUGAAAAUCGGAAGAUUCGAUCGUGCCUCCGCAUUGAUUCACCGCCUAGGACAGUUUUUCCCUAGUGGCUCGCCGGAGUAUCUCGAUAUUCACAAUCGCUACUUGCAGUCCGUUGUGUCGCACAUGAUUUUCACCAGACAGAACGAUAUGGUUCUGCCGGUCCAGCGCUGGUUUGAGGUGGAUAUGCCCAAGGGAGGUGUUACUCCGGAUGCUACCACAUAUGCUUCGAUGAUCCGGAUGGCACUGCGUAUGCUACACGGUCCCAAGCGCGACCGCACUGUACGAAGGUAUUGGGAGAUGGCCAAGAAUGCGGAAAUUGAGGAGGAGGUACUCGCAGUUCCUGUUCUUUCGGAACUGGAACUCGGUGAAUUGUCAGAGAUCUGUUCUUCCGACCUGCAGCGUGUUGCAAUUGGGAGCAUGGAUUUCGGUAGCGCCAAAGAACCAGCCGUAGCCGAAGAUGAACCCGCCGCUAUCCGCCAGACGAAACAACAGGGUUAUGGUUUAACGUCACUCCACGAUUCGCUUUCCUUGUUCCAAGGCAAAACCUCGGUCCCAAUGCCGGCCGAUUUGGACCCAAACGACCCGGAGCAGAUGAAAUACUAUCAGCAAAUGAGAGAACGGCAGUUAGAAGCUGACGCGGUACGAUCUGCUGUGCAACGCUGGCAGCAGGAGAUGGAAGACAUGAAGAAGCUUGGCAUCUCCACGGCUACUCAAGGAUCGCGGCUCCGUUCUAUCCUCAGUCAGUGGCAUGCUGAUCUAGUUAAGGCUAUUCACAAGGAGCUGGAAAUGGUUGAACAAGCUGAAGCCAAUCCGACGCGCACAGUCAAACAGAGGGAAAGAUGUGAAUAUGGCGUUUAUCUCAGACUCCUAAGCGCUGAGAAGUUGGCGGCUAUCGCUAUACUCGGCAGCAUGUCAGUCUUCAGUCGAGCUGGUGUAGAGAAGGGUAUUAAGACCACUUCUCUUGUCACAACCAUUGGUAAGGAUAUACGAGAUGAGAUGCUAGCAGAACGUGUUAUGGAACAGGAUGCUCAGGCCGAUACCCGACGUCGGAAGAUCCUUGGUGAAAUCCUCGCCAAGCGCAAGCAAAAGACUGGGCGCAGCAGAUGGAAGGCCCUUGUUCGCCAACUGGAAGAGACAACGCCAGCGGUGAUGUGGCCAGUGAGAGUCGAGGCGAAAGUUGGAGCGGUCCUCAUGAGUCUCUUGGUUGAGGUUGCUAAAGCCCCAGUCGAAAUGGAGCGCCCAGAAACCAAGGAGCGCGUUAUCAGUAUGCACCCUGCUUUUAGCCACAGCUAUAGGGUCAGCAGGGGAAGACGCAUUGGUCUGAUCAACCUUCAUCCGGAAAUCAUCAAGAAGGUGACGGAAGAACCACCAGUUGACCUUAUUUCCCGACUUCUCCCUAUGGUAUCGGAGCCCAAGCCAUGGAAAGGACCCAAGGAUGGCGGGUACAUCACAUACAAUACCUCUAUGAUGCGUGCCACCCCUGGAGACUAUUGGCAGCCGGCCUACCUGAAAGCUGCCAUUGAGAAUCAUGGAUUGGAGCAGCUGCGUUCUGGCCUCGAUGUCCUUGGGAAAACACCGUGGAUAAUCAACCGGGAUGUUUUCAAUGUCAUGCUCGAGGCUUGGAAUUCCGGCGAUGCUGUUGCCAACAUCGCUCCGCUAGACCCCAACUUUCCUUUGCCCCCUAGGCCCUCUCCUGAUGAGGGUCCUGAAGCCGAGGCCAAGUGGAGUUAUGAGGUCAGAGAACUCGAGAACAAGCUCGCCGGAUUCCAUUCCAACAGGUGUUUCCAGAAUUUCCAGAUGGAGAUCGCUCGUGCCUACAGAAACGAGACAUUCUAUCUUCCUCAUAACAUUGACUUCCGUGGCCGUGCUUAUCCUCUCCCGCCGUAUCUCAAUCAGAUGGGUGCCGACAACGCCAGGGGCCUUCUCCUCUUCGCUAAAGGGAAGGUUCUCGGCGAAGGUGGUCUGAGAUGGUUGAAGAUCCACCUUGCAAAUCUCUUCGGUUACGACAAAGCGAGUCUUAAAGAGCGAGAAGAAUUUACCAUGCAGCAUUUGGACGAUGUGCUUGAUUCAGCUAACAACGGGUUGCAUGGCAAACGUUGGUGGCUUGAAGCAGAGGACCCAUGGCAGUGUUUGGCAGCGUGCUGUGAGCUAAGGAAUGCUCUCAAACUUGCGGAUCCGACUCAAUACGAAUCGAGAUUACCGGUCCACCAAGAUGGGUCUUGCAACGGACUGCAACAUUACGCAGCUCUGGGUGGAGACGUUGUGGGUGCUCAGCAGGUCAACCUGGAACCCUCUGAUCGACCUUCCGAUGUCUAUACUGGUGUGGCUGAAUUCGUUAAGGCCGAGGUUGCCAAGGAGGCUGCUGAGGGCGUUGAGAUCGCGAAGAAACUUAACGGAAAGAUCACAAGAAAGAUCGUCAAGCAAACAGUCAUGACCAACGUCUACGGUGUGACUUUCAUCGGAGCGACUAGGCAAGUUCGCAAGCAACUAAUCGACUAUUACCCCGAGUUCAGCAAGGUAGAAUACAAAGAUGCCUCGAUCUAUAUAGCCAAGAAGAUCUUCCAGGCUCUGGGAUCAAUGUUCACCGGUGCCCAUAAGAUUCAGUACUGGCUUGGAGACUGUGCCACUCGUAUCACGUCGUCUCUUUCACCCGAACAGAUCGAGCAACUCGCGCAGAAGACUCAGACCGAACCAGAAAUGGAACUCUUGUCGAAAGAUCAAGAGAAGAAGCGAGCGAAGGCAGCGGACCCAGCCUCGCACUUCCGUUCGACUGUCAUCUGGACCACACCUCUGGGCUUGCCAGUUGUGCAACCAUACCGCGUCAAGAAGAGCCGUCGGAUUGCCACAACGUUGCAGGACCUCAGUAUUGCGGAUGCGUCAUCGCACGAUGUAGUGUCUAAACGCAAGCAGCUUCAGGCCUUCCCUCCUAACUUUAUUCAUUCUCUUGACGCCACGCAUAUGAUGAUGUCUGCUCUUGAAUGUCAUCGACAGGGCCUGACUUUCUCUGCUGUUCAUGAUUCCUUCUGGACCCAUGCUUCCGACGUCGAUGUCAUGAGCCGCAUCCUCCGCGAUGCCUUCGUGCGCAUGCACUCUGACGAUAUCGUCAAGCGACUUCACGCCGAGUUCCAGGCUCGUUAUGGAAACCACAUAUUCCUUACAAAAGUGGACCGCAAGAGCCCGGUUGGUAAGGCUGUCAGCCAGUUGCGACGCGAGAACAAGAUGCCUGCCAAACAGGCAAAACUGAAUGAGCUCUUUGCGGAAUACAAGAGACAGACACUGCUAAAGUCGGACGAUCCCGAACUGCAACAGCAGGGUCGUGAGAUGAUAACCCCUGCAAGCAUUUUCGAAGAGAUGGGUGCAAAGGAUGAACACCUAGAACAGGCUAGCAGUCUCGGAGAGAGCGCCGUUGGCCACGUUCCCAGUGAUCUCACGGCUAGUAGCAAGACCAAAAAUAUCAUGGAGACUGAUCCCGCCCUGGAGAGUAUGCUAUCGGAGGUUGAUCCUAUGAGUACGGAACUUUUGUAUGAGAGCUCCGACGCGGAUUCCGAUAGCGUCGACUUUUCAGACGCCGAUACCUCGGAAACCCGCCGUCGACAGAAGGGUCCCUCUUACGAAUGGCUAUGGCUGCCAAUGCGAUUCAAGGAGGUGCCGGAGAAGGGGUCUUGGGACAUCUCCCGGCUCAAGGACAGUACAUACUUCUUUUCUUAACUUGGAGUUGGUCUUCAGUGUCCGCGUUUGUCAUCAGAAGACAAAAGGCGACUGCAUGCCGCCUUGUUGGGUUGUCUUCGAUCCGCAAUGUUUGUGUUUGUGUCUAGCAUUGCGUCGGCGUUUCUCAUGUUUGUUUCACCGCGAGCGAAUUGCGGAUUUUCGUUGGCUCUUUGGCCGACAAAUACCUUCGACCUUUGUCUUAUGAUGGAUGCCUCUUUGUUUUUUCUACAAUCGACACCCCUCUCAAGCGUUCUUGGCUCAUGUACAACUACAUAUUACUGUGGGAUGGUGUUGUGGAUCGACGAUUGUUGAGCAAAAAAUCAGCAUGUAUCUAUAUAUACUUUGGGAUAUUCUCUGCCGAUAGGCUGUAUCUAGAACACACACGGGCAGAAACGAUCUGAGAAUCGAAUGUAUGAUUAUGGCAUUUCAAUUAUCACUCUAUUUCUGGUUAUCA
Molecule: messenger RNA, 4884 nt
Organism: Paecilomyces variotii
Lineage: Eukaryota; Fungi; Ascomycota; Eurotiomycetes; Eurotiales; Thermoascaceae
Exons: 2
Coding region: 270-4430 (1386 amino acids)
Biological process (GO): mitochondrial transcription
Cellular component (GO): mitochondrial DNA-directed RNA polymerase complex
Molecular function (GO): mitochondrial promoter sequence-specific DNA binding; DNA-directed RNA polymerase activity
Source: RefSeq, a predicted model, not a curated record